This is a messenger RNA of Plutella xylostella (diamondback moth), 1670 nucleotides long. RefSeq lists its product as uncharacterized. Lineage: Eukaryota; Metazoa; Arthropoda; Insecta; Lepidoptera; Plutellidae. The record is from RefSeq and is a predicted model, not a curated record.
CGCCCGCUGCGCGCGCAGAAAGUGAAACCAACACGACCGCGACCAUGAUAGCGCUCGCCCUCUGCGCCCUGACCCUCGCCCUGCGCGCCGGCUGCGCCGACCAGACGCAGAUAGAGAAAUAUGGAGAAAACAAAUUCAAAAAGUACCAACUGGAUGUGCCCGGCAAGAAACCCAUCACCAUCAUAGAAACAGCUUCCAGCGAAGUUCCUCAUGAGUGGGUGGACAUUUCCGUGAAUUCCGGAAGAGGGAAAGACGACAUGUAUAUGAAGAAUAUGAUGACGGAUAUCAUCCACGACCACGACACGGCGGGCGACCACCCGAGGUGCUACGGACCCUCGUGUCAAGAAGGAUUCGUUGAGGACGAAGGACCCCAAGGAGAAAUGGAUGAAACAAUACCGGAAGUUCAGGAAAAAUCUAAAGACUUCCGGGACUUUAACAGUGAUCGACUUCAAGCAAUAACUGCUCUUGCCGAGAAACUUAAAAAACAAAAACUAAAAGUUGAUAAAUACUACAGCCAACCCCCUCCUGUUGACCAAGAUGAAGAAGAAGAUAAUGGAAAAGUGUAUACAACGUGGAAUAGACUAAAAGUGAAACAACAUAAGCACCCUUUUGAUGACAAAGACGGAUGGGUGACUUUAGAACCAGUGGCGUGGUCAACUAGUAAGAUCUCAAAGUGGAAACCAAAUGUUAAAAAGCAAAAACCUGUGUGGACCGAUAAUGACGAUAGAUUUCCAAGUGACGGCCAAUAUUCUAUGUAUCAAGGAAUCAUCAGCUCUCAAGGACAGGCUCAAAAGAAGCCAUCAAUGAACCGUCCCGUUAUGCAGUACAUCAACAACAAGUUACACGUGACUAGUGAUUCAAAUUGGGAAUCAGAAAUUCCUUCAAGGCCAUCUUGGACCAAACCUGAGAGCCACUACAGCUACCCUUCCUCAUGGAACCCUGAUGACGGAAGGAAGCCCCACAAACCCAACUGUGACAAUGAAGAACAACCUUCAAGUGAUGACACUAUGUAUUACGGCAUGUCGGACCCCGUGGUGACUGAUUCCCGACCCUCAUACUUCCCUUAUGAAUACGAAGCAUUGAAGCGACCUAUUAGAAGACCAACCCAAGUGGUUUAUGCUGGACCUCCCGACGUGGACAGUGAUCGUGCGUCAAGACCUCCUUUUGGGGACGGGCAGUGGGUGCUGCUAUCGACUACCAAAGGGUAUCGUAACAAGAAACGCCAGCGGUCGCUUUCUUUCACAGAUGAAAACCCUCAGAGCGAUCCACAGACCAUCACGUCUCACCACACAGUGGGCCUCACCGUCCUGCCGGUGGACAACAACUACACGAACAUGACGACGUCUCACGGGGGCUUGUUGGAGGUAGAGAAGAGCUUCCAGACGGUGGAGGAGUCCAAGCGUGACAUGGACAGGAAGAACGAACGGCCGGAUGAGGAGCCGGCGGCGACGGAGAUCAGGCCUGGAGGCCACCGUGUGGUGAGGAAGAAGGUGUAUAAGGGCAGCAUGGCUCCGGAUGGCUCGGCGGUGCUGGCGGCGGUCGGGGCCGGCAUGGUGCCCGCCACUAUGGCCAUGGUGGUGCCCAUGAUGCUGGGGAAGAGAAGAAGACGGGAUCUCCAUCGCAUUCGCCGUGAAGUGCCGGUGGAUCGUAUGGUAUUCAAGUUUGAAUAG